Messenger RNA from Monoraphidium neglectum, 705 nucleotides. RefSeq lists its product as hypothetical. The transcript has 3 exons. Bases 1 to 705 code for a protein of 234 amino acids. The record is from RefSeq and is a predicted model, not a curated record. Lineage: Eukaryota; Viridiplantae; Chlorophyta; Chlorophyceae; Sphaeropleales; Selenastraceae.
AUGGCGCUCAAAUACUUGCAGGCCAGCAACGCCAUCCUGGACUCGCCCCUGUACGCCAAGCACCACAUGCUGGUCGGGGUCGCCCCCAUCGCAACAGCAUCGCCCCCUGUGCAGGCUCCCACGCGGCCCCUGCCAGCCCCAGCCCCUCGCCCAGCCCCGCAGCAACAAGCGGCGAGGCAGUCGCCGCCCCACAGCAGGGAGCCUCAGGUGCUCAAGCCGGGGCCCAGGCUGGGGCUGGUGCCAGCACUGGGGCUCAGGCUGGGGCUGGUGCCAGUGUUCAGGCCGGGGCUGGCGCGGGCGCUGAGGCAGGCGCCGCCGCAGGCGCCCAGGCCGGGGCUGGCGCGGGCGCCCAGGCAGGUGCUGGUGCGGGCGCCCAGGCCGGGGCUGGUGCUGGGGCCCAGGCAGGCGCGGGUGCGGGUGCUCAGGCCGGCGCCGGCGCAGGCGCUCAAGCCGGGGCUGGUGCUGGGGCCCAGGCUGGGGCUGGCGCCGGUGCUCAGGCUGGGGCUCAGGCGCAAGUUCUGCCAAGGAUUCGCCGUCCCCAUCCCCAUCCCCUUCGCCGUCCCCGUCCCCGUCCCCGUCCCCAUCGCCAUCGCCAUCGCCAUCGCCAUCGCCGUCGCCGUCGCCGUCGCCGUCGCCGUCGCCGUCGCCGUCGCCGUCGCCGUCGCCGUCGCCGUCGCCAUCGCCAUCGCCGUCGCCAUUGCCUAG